CAGAAGCUGGGUGGCCAUUCUGUUUUUUUUUUUUGGUUUGGGUUGCAACAGAGAGGAGCAACAACAAAAAAGAGGGUAUGGUGCAUGCCUGGAAUGUUGGGUGGUCACAGAUUUCAUGUUUCAAGUUGAAUUAUGAUCCUUGCCAAAGUCCGGCCAAUGCCUUUUGUCAGAAAAACAUACAGCGUCAUGUGCUGCGUCAAUAUCGUCUUGCUCAUCAUCUGCAUAGCAUCUCCCAACUGGCUGGUCCAUCACUGUGUGAAAUCCAAUGUUCAUUUGGGGUUGUGGCUUUUUUGCUUUGAGAAGGACUGUAAACCACACCCGUACAGCAUCGAGAGUCUGGAGGCUGUCCGAGGCCUUAUGAUAAUAGCCCUCAUUUUUACUUGCUUUGCCUUGCUGUGCGGACAGAACCUUUUAAGUCGCAUCACAAAGAGGGAGAUUCUCGACUGUUUGAUUUCUUCCAUUGCUAACUACUGCGCAGGACUCUGCACUGUCAGUUCUCUAAUGAUUGUAUUGUUUGAGGUCCGUGUUGUCAUAGAUGCAGAUGUUAUACACCUGGCACCAGACUGGGCUUUCUGCAUAGCUUGCGUCUCCUUCUCUCUCAGCUUAGUGUUGGGUACACAAAACCUGCUAUGGGACAGGAAGUUCCACAAAAAAGUAAAACCAUCCCAAGAGGAAGAGCCAUCAACACCCAGUGACCCUUGAGUGUAGCCCACGGCCUAUGACACCUGUCACAGGUGUUCCCCAGUCAGGUGGGGCCUUGAAACCUGACUGGCCAAUGGGCGUUCUGUUUGGUGAUGUCACUUAACCAAGAGCCAUUUGGAAUAAGCCUGGAUUGCAGAAAAGAUGCCCAUUUUCAUCUCUGCGACAUCACUUUUGAGAAGCCUUCUUACCCAAGUGCCCUGCUGGAACCAUUAAAAUGAUCUCAUCCAUUACCGAGAUACCUUUUAUUCAGCAAUCGUUUCUGCCUCGGGUGGAAUAUCCCUCUUGCUUUCCAAGACUGCCCCAUUUCCCCACUUGCUUCUAACUGUUGCUGCUGUUGUUUUUAUUACAAUAUAUGUAUAUAUUGUGAGGACAGGCCACGUCUCAGUCAUAUGUGAUGCUAUGGAUGAACACUUAAUUAUUAAAUGUCUUAUAGCAAC
Podarcis raffonei (Aeolian wall lizard) is the source of this 1139-nucleotide messenger RNA. RefSeq names its product lens fiber membrane intrinsic protein-like. Gene Ontology annotation, cellular component: plasma membrane. Lineage: Eukaryota; Metazoa; Chordata; Lepidosauria; Squamata; Lacertidae. The transcript is spliced from 5 exons. The coding region runs from base 133 to 702 and encodes 189 amino acids. The record is from RefSeq and is a predicted model, not a curated record.